Molecule: messenger RNA, 2778 nt
Organism: Punctularia strigosozonata HHB-11173 SS5
Lineage: Eukaryota; Fungi; Basidiomycota; Agaricomycetes; Corticiales; Punctulariaceae
Exons: 10
Coding region: 1-2778 (925 amino acids)
Biological process (GO): telomere capping; regulation of telomere maintenance via telomerase
Cellular component (GO): chromosome, telomeric region; nuclear telomere cap complex
Molecular function (GO): telomerase inhibitor activity; G-rich strand telomeric DNA binding
Source: RefSeq, a predicted model, not a curated record
AUGCCGCCUGCUCAGGCAGAGCCUAACGACGCCAAACCAAUCAUCAACCAUGCUCCAAAACCAAUUUCUGAACAAACGGCUGCCCCUACAACUGCUGUAUCCUUGCUUCCUGUGCGCAUACCCGAACCACGGAUGAUCCGGCAAACGUCCGUACCCGAAGCUUCCUGUUCCACGCAUUCGGCGCGUCCGCAAGCUCCUGAGACGGCGGCCAAACGGCCCCCCUUGAACCAAGCUGAGACCGCCGGCCUUUCUACAGUGAAUCAGGAACGACCCGUUGAGACACUUCCCGCUCAUGCAUCACAGCGUAGUCGACGACCCGAACCCGUUUCCACCUCGCCUGUAACCGACAUCGCCUCCAUAAGAGAUACAGGGAAUACGGCGCCGAAUACCAAUGCAGUCAUCGCCGACCCUCACGCAGGACAAUCCAAAAAAGUCCGGAGGAGGAAAGCGAAAAAGCAAAACGAGAAGCGACUGCGAGACGAAAUGGCUGCGAAUGUUCGCACACAACGGCUCGCCAAACCUACAUCCGGGUGCAACCCGCCUCCUUCAGAGACGGUCGCUGCUGUCCCGGAUCCGGUACCUCCUACCGCACAACUGGCGAGCGCCGUUGCUCAUACGGGCCCAGUUACUGAUGAUCGCAUCCCAUGCAAUGUCGCGCUCCCUGAAGGGCCUGAAGCCCAGCCUCAACGAGUUCUUCUUGGAUAUACACCGUCUGCCGAAAACAUUCAACUGCAGCCUGAGCUUCAAUCUUCGCCAUCCUUUCCCAAACCACCAUACCCUUAUAGUAGACUAUCCGAGUUGGCGAAAAAUGGGGAGGUCGAUAUCAUAUGCGUAGUGACGUCCGGAGGCGACAUCUAUGAACCAAAAGUCCAAGCGCAAGAUUUCAGGCUUUCCAUCAGGCUUGUAGAUCCAUCCCUAGGCACCGAAGCUGGCGGAGCGGAAUGGACAGCCAUCCUCUUCAAACCAGCAAAAGAGCAGUUGCCCCAAAUUGUUGCCGGCAAUAUCGUAGUUCUGCACUGCAUGAAGGUCGACCUCCAGGUGCGAACGUAUAGCAAGAACGGCGCGUCAGGCAUCAACCUUGUCGGUUACAAGACAUUCAGAUGGGCAGUCUAUAACCCCGUCACCAAGCAGAUGCGCCGCGGCCCUGGUGAACAUGGCGUAAUUAUCGAACCGGCUCAAUCAGGGGUUUCUGAGUACCUCCAGCAGCUUGCCAGCUGGUGGAAUUCCACUCGGCGACCAGGAGAAUCACUACCUGAUUCCGGGGUCGAGCAUCAGAUUGUUCAGAGAGCCGCGAAAUCCAGACGGCAGCAUUGUCUCAUCAGCGAAGCUUCGGGUUAUUUCACAUGUACUCUGGAGAUAGUAGCCAGGGAUAGAACCCGCGAAGACACUGCAAACCCGCAGGUGAUCUACGCGACAGAUUACACCGAGCGAGAAGGGCUGGAAGAGGAUCCUUGCAAGGAAGGUAAUUCCAAAAUGUUCCACAAAAUAAUACGCGUAGAGAUGUGGGAUGAGGCCGCAAAACUGGCGAACGAGAUGCAUCCUGGAGAGUUCUGGAGAAUGGACAACGUAAGGAUGAUGGAGAAGAGUACGUACUCAGGUUACGUCGAGGCGAAGUUUGUGGAGGGAAAGAAGGCCCGCCUUCUCGAUGAAAAGAAGGACAGCAACGACCAGCAUCUCUCCGCUCUGCUGAAACGAAAAGAGAAACUGGCACUUCACCAGCCUUAUGACAGUAAUCCCCAUCUACUACUACAGGACGUUAUCGAGGAAAAGUUUUGUAACUUGACGCUCGAAAUUCUCCAUAUAGCUCAUGAAGAGGAAACCGUCAUAUACGGUACCGAUUACACAAGAAACCCAUACAUGCUGGAUGCAUCACGAGGUCUAGUAGGACAACCGUGGUCCGAAGGUCUGGAGGGCAGGAUCCUCCGGAUAGUUCUCGAAGGCGAUCAAGCGGAUAGAGUCAAGCAACUCGGUUAUUACGAGCUAAGGAGUGUGCGGCUGCAUAUGACUCGAGUCAAAGACAACCAGCUCAUCUGUAAGCUGGGAGGAUCCGGCCGCCUUAUCGUCAAAAUCAAUGAGAAAGGGUCUAACCCUCAUUUCAAAGAACUGCUCAGGCGUAAGAGCGAAUGGACGUCGAAACAGGAAACGAUCACUACCACGUUCGCGACACCGUUCAAGCAAGAAACCAUCGUACAGACGCCCGAAGUUAAGAUGGAAACCGAUGAAGCGUCUGUCGAAGAUUUCACAGGGGUUAUACCCCCCCAGGAAAGCGGUCACAAUCCAAUGAGCGCCGUUGAUGCCAUCCAAAAUUGCGAGCCCCGCCUUCAAAAGUUCACGCUUCGCGCACACAUAAUCAAAUUUGGGCCAAGAAGGUUGCAAGAAUGGAUUGUCCGCCGCUGCAGCCGUUGCAACGAGUACUUGCAACCGUGUAUGCAACGCUGUUUCGCGUGUUACGAAUCUACGGGCCUGGAUGACCUCGCCGUAGACCACCGAUGCAAUGGUUACCUGGAGCUGGAAGACGAAACUGGAUUGACUAUGACUGUGGCUGUCACGGAAGCGACUGCCUUCAUUGGUGCACAUAGCCAAAGCCACGAUGACUUGUCAGAACGGCUGUCAACCUCCCUGUGCCGCCUUUUGGGUAACUGCAUGCGCGUUCGACAGCAAGCAGAACUUGGUCAUCCACUUGGCAACCAAACUCCGUGGUUCAAUAUGGUCAUCGCCAGCUGGCCAUGCGACUCGACUGAAGUUGCUUUUACCCUGAUAAAUUACUCUGACUCCUGA